Messenger RNA from Paramecium tetraurelia, 396 nucleotides. RefSeq lists its product as uncharacterized. The transcript has a single exon. The record is from RefSeq and is a predicted model, not a curated record. NCBI's taxonomy places the organism in Eukaryota, Ciliophora, Oligohymenophorea, Peniculida, Parameciidae.
AUGGAAUUCACAUUCCAUUAAGUAAUUCUUAUUUAAUAAUAUCUAUUUACUUGUUAUAUAAUUGUCACCAAAGAAUAUCUUACUUAUUCACUCUUAGGUCCUAAUUCUUAAGCAAAGUUUCUCACUCAGCACUAACCAUAUCUUCUAUUUUUAUAACAACCAUUGGUUUUAGGACUCAUCUUGAAGGAUAUCUGGAGGCAUCUUAAUUCCUUCGAUAAUUUUGAUCAUCUGUUCAAAUUCCUUUAUGUUUUUAGAUAUAUUUUAUUUCAGUCCUCAAUUAUUCUUACAUUUUAUGGGAAAAUCAUACAAAUUCCACUUACUUUAUCAUUUCUAUUAUUCUUUUUCUCUAUAUUUUAAAUUUUGAAACUUAUGAUUUAUUUUUUAAUUUCGCUAUGA